This is a messenger RNA of Aethina tumida (small hive beetle), 2078 nucleotides long. RefSeq lists its product as uncharacterized. The record is from RefSeq and is a predicted model, not a curated record. NCBI's taxonomy places the organism in Eukaryota, Metazoa, Arthropoda, Insecta, Coleoptera, Nitidulidae. The coding region runs from base 6 to 2018 and encodes 670 amino acids. The transcript is spliced from 2 exons.
GAGAUAUGAAGGCUGUUAUAAUUGGAAUUGCCCUUUUGGGGCUCGUGUCCUCAGUACCGGUGGGCAACGAAUAUCUUCCACCCAAAAACGGCUUCUCCUCAGCAUCCGUCAACAACCAAUACCACUCCGCCACCAACAACAAGUACCUCCCACCGGCCACAUCCUACGGAACUCCAGAGGGUGGCGUUUCCGGUGGCUCAAGCUUCUCCGGAUCGUUCUCCUCAGGAAACGGUCAAGCUUUCGGUUCCGGAAGCGGACUCGGUGCCGGCUCCGGCAGUGGAGGACACGGUUCCUUCGGAGCAUCUGCAUCUGGACAUGGCCAAGGAGCUGGCGGUUUUGGUGGAGCCUCCGGCAUUGGUCACGGAUCUGGUUUAGGUGGUGCUGCUCAAGGCGCUGGUGGCCAUGGAGGUUUUGGUGCUGGUAAUGGAGGUUUUGGCGGAGCCUCUUCUCAAGGUUCCGUUCACGGAUCUGGUUUAGGUGGCGCUGCUGGUCAUGGAGGAUUUGGCGGAGCUGCUUCUCAAGGUUCCGGCCAUGGAGGUUACGGUGGAGCUUCCGGAGCCGCAAAUGGACAAGGUUUCUCCGGAUCUUUCAGUUCAUCAUCUCACGGAAGUGGUGCUUCCGGUUUAGGACAUGGUCAAGGAUCCGGUGCUGCCAAUGGAGGCUUUGGUGGAGCCGCUUCUCAAGGUUCCGGCCACGGAUCUAGUUUAGCUGGUGCUGCUCAAGGCGCCGCUGGCCAUGGAGGAUUUGGUGCUGGUAAUGGAGGCUUUGGUGGAGCCGGAUCUCAAGGUUCCGGUCAUGGAGGUUACGGUGGAGCCGCUGGAGCCGGAACUGGACAAGGCUACUCUGGAUCUUUCAGUUCUUCAGCUCAGGGCCCAUCUGGAAGUGGCGCUUUUGGACAUGGUCAAGGAACCGGUGCUGCCCAAGGCGCCGCUGGCCAUGGAGGAUUUGGUGCUGCUAAUGGAGGCUUUGGAGGUUACGGUUCAUCUGCAAAUGGUGGAUUCGGUGGAGCUUCCACUUCUGGACAUGGUCAGGGCAAUGUAGGUUUUGGAGGAGCUUCCGGAACCGGACAUGGUUUUGGUGGUUACGGUGCAAGCAAAGCUGGUACCGGUGCCGGAUUUGGUGGACAAGUCACUGCCUCCCACGUACAAUCGCCAGCUCAAUAUUCUGGAGUGAACGGCCAAUACUCUGGUGCUGGACAACAAGGUCCAGUAGUUCAGAUCCUUCGUCUUGAAAACAACAACAACGGUGAUGGCAGCUACAACUUCCUUUACGAAACUGAAAACGGCAUUAACGCUCAAGAAGAAGGUACCCAAAGAGAUGGCACUGUUGCUCAGGGCUCCUUCUCGUACAAAGCUCCCGGUGGCGAACCAAUUGCUGUGUCUUACGUGGCUGACGAAAACGGUUUCCAACCAGAAGGUGAACAUUUACCAACUCCACCACCAAUUCCAAAGGAAAUCCUAAAAUCGUUGGAACUUAACGCCGCCGAUGAAGCCAAUGGUAUUUCCGACGAUGGGUCUUACAACGGAGAGGGCGAAGCCGAAGGACAAGAUGCUGGACAAUACUCUGGAGGUCAAGGAUCUGGUCAUUUUGGCGGUGCUGCUGGUGGUAAAGGUGGAUAUGGUGCUGGUCAUAUCGGAGGCGGAGCCCAAGGUGGUUACGGAGCUGGUCAACCCCAAUUUGGAGGUGCUGCCCAAGGAGCACACUUUGGAGGUGCCCAAGGUGGGUUUGCUCAAGGCCACUCCACCUUUGGAGCUGCUGGUGGUACUCAGGGACACUCUGGAGCUGGAGGCUCAGGAGGUUACCAAUAUCAAGGCUCAGUGUCUGGUAAACUGGGUGGAGGACUGGGACAUGGUUCUGGUUCUGGUACUCAACAGUCCUUUGCAGGAGCUUUCGGAGGUCAAGGUCCUUCCGGCUCAGGUUUUUCAUCUUCAGUGUCCAACAAAUUGGGUGGAGGAUUUGGAGGUAAUUCCGGUACUCCCCAACAACCAAUUGCCGAAAAUGGAGGCUACAAGUACUAAUAGAUGAAUAAUUAUUUAUUAAAAGACAAAAUUAAAUAAAAUAAAUUAUUUUAUACUUCG